Molecule: messenger RNA, 411 nt
Organism: Babesia bigemina
Lineage: Eukaryota; Apicomplexa; Aconoidasida; Piroplasmida; Babesiidae
Exons: 1
Coding region: 1-411 (136 amino acids)
Source: RefSeq, a predicted model, not a curated record
AUGCAAGUCUGCGGAGUUACGUCCUCAUCGGAUAAGUUUUUCAAGCCCGAAACACCUAAACUAUACGACGCUGACGGAAGAGAAAUCGGUUGCAAAAUCGACAUUCAUACCGCUGAAGAAGCGGCGUUCUACUGCCCAGCACCCUACGUCCUGGAUCCACCCAAUUGCUUCAACCAAGUUUAUGUAGAUGGUGAAGUGAAGCACCUGGGUGACGUUAGCCAGUCAUUGGUAGCGUCACAUUCCAACCACUUCGUCGUUAUAAAGUUCGACAGCGAGCUCGUAGGGCGGGGGGAAACGCUGCGCCAGACCCCGCCGUUGGAGUGCCACUGCGUCACUACCAAGGGUGUAGUUCUAUCCACCAUCCAAAUCGAGAACUACUACGCCAAGGAAUACUUGACUGAUAUUUGGUAA